Messenger RNA from Chelmon rostratus (copperband butterflyfish), 1722 nucleotides. RefSeq names its product gastrula zinc finger protein XlCGF26.1-like. Bases 278 to 1594 code for a protein of 438 amino acids. The transcript has 2 exons. Lineage: Eukaryota; Metazoa; Chordata; Actinopteri; Chaetodontiformes; Chaetodontidae. The record is from RefSeq and is a predicted model, not a curated record.
AACUUCUUCCGUUUCGUACCACGUUGUUACCGGGCGAUUCAGUCUGAGUGAAGCAGCAGAGCCUGUUUGUCUGGAUAAACCUGUUGAAGUGGACUUUGUGUGAACUUUCGGGAUGUUUCAGCCCAGACUCAUCUCCCGUUAGCCAUCAAUGCUAAAGGAAGUUAGCGUAGCCUGCUAGCAGGAAAUAGACGGAGCCGAGCGUCAUUUAAUCAUCAGGGACAACAAAGAGUUUCUAACGGAGUGAGUCUGGAGGAAAAGCUGCUGUGAAUCAGUCAAAAUGUCUAAAGUCCAAACGCUGAGAGCUUUUGUGAAGCAGCGACUAACUGCGGCUGCUGAAGAGAUAUUUGAGCAGUUUGAAAGAACGAUAGCAGAGUACGAGGAGGAAGUUUGUCGACAACAGAAACUACUGGACGCUGUUUUCAAGCCUGAAGUCCGGUUACACAGAGCAGACGUCCAGCUGCUGUUGGGGAGGAAAGAAGAGGAUCCUCCUGAGCAGCAGGACUGGAGAUCCAGUCUGGACCAGGAGGACCCAGCAGAGCCACCACAAAAUAAUGAGGAACAGGAGGAGCUGUGGACCAGUCAGGAGGGAGAGCAGCUCGGAGGUCUGGAGGAGGCUGAUAUCACCAAGUUCACGUUCCCUCCUGUUCCUGUGAAGAGUGAAGAAGAGGAUGAAGAGGAACCUCAGUCCUCACAGCUUCAUCAGAGACAAACUGAACAGAUGAAAACAGAAUCUGAUGGAGAGGACUGUGGAGGACCAGAACCAACCAGGAACUUAGAUCCAGACACACAUUUACAACCUCAGACUGAUGACAGGACUGCAGAUUUUUCUAAACUUAAGAAAAAAGUCAGUGAUGAUUGGAAGAAAUGCAGUGAACCUGAGUCAGGUUUAAACUGUCUGAAAAGUAACAGUGAAUGUCAUUCUGCCAGGAAAUCAUUUAGCUGCCUUGUGUGUGGUAAACGAUUCAGCCAAAAGUCAAAUCUUCAGAACCACAUGAGAAUUCACACAGGAGAGAAACCAUUUAGUUGCGUAGUUUGCAGUAAAAGAUUUAUACAAAAGGUACACCUGUUACGACACAUGGCUCUCCACACAGGAGAGAAGCGGGACCGCUGCAGUGAUCGUGGCAAAAGAUUGACUCGGCAGUCCCAGCUCAAAACCCACCAGUGUGCUGGUCUUCAAUCCUCACAGUUUCAUCAAAGCCAAACUGAAGAGAGCAGAGAUGCAGAGCACGUAAACAGAAAGGCUGAAGGAGAGGACUGUGGAGGACCAGAGCCAGACAAAAAUUCAGAUCCAGAUAGACAUUUACAACCUGACACUCAUGACAAGACGUCUCACUCCUCUGAAUCUGAGACUGAUGACAGUUGUGAUUGGGAGGAGACCAGAGAGCCUCAGUCAGGUUUAAACCCUCUACAGAACAAUGAAGUACCUGUCAGUGAUGUUAAAUGUAAAACUGGAAAAACUUCAGUUAGCUCCUCUGGAUGUACUUCAAGCUCUGACCACAAGGGGCGUCUGCAGAGACGCAGUGGAAACCAAACAGGAGAGAAACCAUUGAGUUGCUCAGUUUGUGGUAAAAAUACCAACGGAAGAAAUCUUUAAAGCAACACAUGAGACUUCAUUUAGAAGGAAAACAUUUCAACUGCUCAGUUUGUCAAAAAAAAUUCCAAUGGAAAACAAGUCUUCGGAGGCACAUGCGAGUCCACACAGGGGAGAAACCCUUCAGUUGU